AUGUCUUGCCGUACCAGCUGCAGUCCCGAGGUCGAGCAGGCCAUCAACAAUGGCAUCAACAUGCAUUUCUCGGGCGAGAUCACGUACAACUACCUCGCCUCCAUUUGUAUCUAUGACAACAUUUCGAUGCCCUGUUUCGGCGAGUUCCUGCGCCUCUGCGGCAUGCGCAUGCGCCACACCGCCGAGCAGAUGGUCAAGUACCAACUGAUCCGAGGCGGACAAUGGCAGAUGUCCGAGGGUCUGAAGCCGUUGGUCGCGUUGCCCGUGAUCAAUCAGAAUGAUGACAUCAACAGCAUGAUAUGGCGCUUGAUGGAACUGGGCCUGGAGACGGAGCGGAGCACAGAGAAGUACCUGCGCGAGCUGUGCCAGGUGGCGAGCAGCAAACAGGACGUCGAAACUUGCGGAUUCGUGCAGAGCUCUCUGAUCAAGCAGCAACGUUUCGUCCUCAAAGUGAUGGUCAUGCACCAGACCGGACUCACUGCCAGCCAGAACGCCUGGCUCUACUGCAACAUGGUGAUCACUCCUUUUGUGCGUGAAGUCAAGGAGCUUAUUGAAAACAACAAAAUCAGCUCCAAAUUUAGCCAUUAUAACACGAGCAGCAGCACGAGUAGCAGUAGCCAUGAGAGUGGUAAAGUAAUGAAUUCUGGAAAUUCAUUAGUGCGUCUUUUCUCCAUGAGUUUUCUCAGUUGA
Molecule: messenger RNA, 690 nt
Organism: Protopolystoma xenopodis
Lineage: Eukaryota; Metazoa; Platyhelminthes; Monogenea; Polystomatidea; Polystomatidae
Source: the annotation of a GenBank genome assembly